This is a messenger RNA of Emericellopsis atlantica, 1171 nucleotides long. RefSeq lists its product as uncharacterized. The record is from RefSeq and is a predicted model, not a curated record. The transcript has a single exon. Bases 276 to 797 code for a protein of 173 amino acids. NCBI's taxonomy places the organism in Eukaryota, Fungi, Ascomycota, Sordariomycetes, Hypocreales, Bionectriaceae.
AAAACUCUGCCACUCUUCGGUGCUCACUCUUCGUCCAGAGUGUUUGCAAGGCUUUCUCGAAGGAUAGUGAAUUGGAUUUGAUCUAGGGGUCAGAACCCCAAACCAACUACCUAGUCCAGUCAAGCGACCACUCCGUCAAGGAACAACAUCAGCCAGGGGCGCACAAAGCGCCAUUGCCUCCACAAAGCCCUCGUGUUCGAUUGCGCUCUUGAAGCGUUGCCCGCGCGGUGUCCAAGACUGCCCCAUCGAACCCGCCUGGCGUACGGGCCACAGUCAUGUACGAGCGAUCACCACCAUCAUCGUUGUCGUCUGCCAUUGAAUCGGGUGGCACUGCAAGCUCCCACUCACGCUCCGGCUCCGGCUCGACCCCUUUCCGCUCCGGCUACGAAUCAUCUCACAGCGAUGACCGUCCACGACGGUUACCCGACGUGCGGCCAGAGACGCCACACAACAAGCACCAGAACAAGCUGAAAUGGAUAUCGCAAGUCAAAGACUGGCUGUCGGUCAGUGAGCCAUCUUCACAGGCGUUCAAGCAGCAGAAACUCAAGAACGCCACCUCCAAAGACCCGCAGGCAGCCUCCAGGGUCCGCAUACCCUUGGGGCAGAUACCGCCAGGGGCUACCACAUCUGUCGCGGGACCGAGUCCAGAGGCGGCUCUCAAGCGGCAGCUAAGGGAGAAGAGGGCGCGCGGACCGUCUAUGAGCGCGAGGACGACGACAUCGAUAUCAAGUCGCGAGUCGUAUGGCUAUGCUGGGAGCGUCAAGGAGGGUAACCCAGCUACACCAGCCGGGUGGUGACGGCGGACUGCUUUAUAAGAAGUUAAUAAUGUGUGAUGAUGAGCCUACCUUACAGCGGGGCUAGGCUCGAUUGAGAUUCUGCCGUUAGCGGUGAAAAGGUAACACCGGAAGGGUGAGAACCUGAAAUUAGUGAGACCGGAGGUAAACGACCCGGAACAUAGGAAAUUAGAGAGGAAGGCUCUAAGAGGAUAGGAUUAUACGAUUAAGAACGCAUAAAUAGAGCCUCAACGGCUAUCUCUUUUAUAAUAAUAUAAGGCACUUGAAUAACCUUCUCUACAGCGUAUUAUAGUUAUAAGCCCGGGAGGUGACUAUUACCUAUAACUUAUACUACACUUUGGAUAUAUACUUUAUCUGCUCCUAUAUAUAUUCCUUCA